GUUGCCUCUCUCUUUCUCUUUAUUGGCAUCACUCAGGACUGUAAAGCUGUAGCUACUAUUACUGUUAACUCUACUCUAUUGUCUUGUGGACUCUUGGAUAUUAUUACAUUCUACGUCUUCAGAGAUACUCUAUCAGAGAAUAACUAUGGCUCUAUCACUGAACUCCAUCCUGGCUCUCACCAUCAUCACACUCUGUGUGCUCCUGCAGGAGGGUAAGCUAUAACUUUUUAUUAAACAUUUAUAUCACUUUGUUUUAUUAUAUAAGUAUUACAUUUUCUUUUCAUGAGGCUAUUAAAUGGAACAUGAGGGGUCAUAGUUUAGUUGAGAUGUCAGAGUUGGCUGAGGUGGUGCGGGGAGAUCCAGAAUAACAUGAUACAACCCACAAUGACAAAAGAUGGAGAAACAUUUACAUUUUAUUGUCACACACCGGAUAGGUGCAGUGAAAUCUGUUGUAUUACAGGGUCAGCCAAAGUAGUGCGGCGCCCCUGGAGCAAAUUAGGGUUAAGUGCCUUGCUCAAGGGCACAUUGACAUAUAUUUCACCUUGUCGGCUCAGGUACUCGAACCAGCAACCUUUCAGUUACUGGCUCAAUGCGCUAACCUCCAGCCCACCUGCCACCCUGAUGUUAAAAUUCCUGCUGCACCAUAUAUGCUUAGUCUUGUCAUUACUUAGUUUCACUCUCAGAAUGAUAGCUCAGUUAAUCGCUGCUCUUGCAGGUGUACUGAGAGUUGGGUGGCUCAUGGCACAUGCUACCUGUUGCCAGACUCUUUGACCUACUCCCCCAGUUCCCCCUACAGAGAUAUAAUACAAUUCGAAGAUAGGCUAUAAUCAUCCUCUGUCUGAUUAGAUGCAGAUUAUAUUGGCACGGUUCAACUCCUAUCACAUUAUAUUAUCACUGCAUUUGACUUGAAACAACUCAGUCUUUGUUUGACUUGAAUAACCUUUCAUAACAUAUUAGUUAUAAAUCAAAGUCCAAAUGUGUUUGACAAGACCUGAUGCAUAGGAGAAUGGGAUGGCAGUUAGCCUACAUGUACUUCUCUGUAUCAGUGAAAAGGGAUUUUGAUUAGGAUGUGGUUAUGUGUAUUUGCUCGGUGCUGAUUGCCAAAUUGCACAGUCAUCCGGUGAUUCUGCUGAGUUAUAACCAGGCUCUUAACCAAUGAUCUUUUCUGUCUCUAUAGGUUUUGGGCUCCCUGUAUCCAGCCAGCCUGAGCUCCCUGCCCAGUCCCCAUCCCAGAACAGCCCACACCACACCAGGGUUAAACGAUGCUCCUGCAGUAACUGGCUGGACAACGAAUGCAUCUACUUCUGUCACCUGGACAUCAUUUGGGUCAACACUCCCAAUAAGAUCAUCCCCUACGGUCUUGGCAGCCCCUUGUCCCGACGUCGCCGCUCUACCGGGCGAUGUGAAUGUGCCCACCCAGCCGACAGGACCUGCUCCAGAUUCUGCCACAACAGGUGAGCUCACCUUCAGAGAUAAGGAACUUCUACCCUCCUUCCCUCCCUCAUCCUCUCCAACUCCUUCCCCGCCUUGCCUCCCUGCUAGAUACCAGAUUGUUACAAGCCAGUGACUAUCAGUGUCAGUCAGUCAUCUGUGACCUGCCUGUAUCAGGUUGUAUCAGGGCUGCUUGUGGAGGAGAUGCAGGGAGGAGGCGUAUUGUCUUUAGAUGUGUAACUAGGGGAGGAGGGAGGAGGGGGAGGGAGGAUGGAUGUGGGAAUAGCCUGCAUGUUCUGGAGGCUUAGAGCUCCCUUACAGACAGGUCCAUUAGUCAUGACACUAUUUUUGGAAUGUUUUACCGGCGGGAAUGUCUGUUUUAUUACUACAGUUAUUGCUGUUAUGACAUACCAAGGUUGAGGAUUAGUCUGUGUGUCCCAACGAGGUUUUAUCCUGCUCUGUGAAAAGUCACUGAGAACAGGCUGUAGGGCAUGAGGUACAGACAUUACUGGGUUGAAAUCCAUAGCCAAUCGUCUCUCACUGCUAGUAUUGUAGAAUUCUGUGGUACAGAAUCCAGUCUCAUGGCCCUUAAGGAGUAGUCUAAAUAAUGUUUUCUUGGUUUGCUCUCAUUUUGACAUGGUUGUUCUUUCUGUCUGCAGCUCAGAGAACCCCAGAUUCGUAGUGGUAGGCCCCUCAGACCAGACCCUGGACCAGACUGUUAGCAGUCCAGACACAACCAGCAACGACCUAUUGACCUCUCUCAGGUAAGAGAAAAACAAGAUACCAUCACAGCCUCUUAGGAGCAGUUUCUCAGACCUAGGUUAAUCUUAUUGCUGGACUAAAAAGCAUGCCCAAUGGAGAUUCUCCAUUGAGGAUGUUUUUUCAGGCCAGAAGUAUUGGCCAAUAGAGAGAUCCCACUAACAUUCAGCAAGUUUUUUUUUGUGUCUUUGAAAAGACAACAUGGAAUCUGAUCUUAACCUGAUGUUUCUCUCUUUGUUCUUUACAGAAACAUGGUCCAAUCCAACAUGGCUGCCAUAGAGAAGGGUGCUCCCUCCAGGAAGAAGAACGCCUCCAGAGCCAACAGACUGAACAUCAGGUAGAUGAGGAGGAGGUAGGAAGAGGAGCUUGAAUAGCUCCAGAGCAUCCGAACAAAGACCGCCUGGAGGAGAUUAGGGAGUCCUCCCCAGGGAAGACAGAGAGGUCCUGAGAGGAGAGGCCCUGAGAAGAGGGCAAAGAUGGAACACUGCCCACUGGCUGCCCGCUGAUUGUUGUAUACCACACAGUGGACUGGAUAUGGACAUUAUCUGGAUAUGAGUCUUGGACUAAUCUAGCUAAGAGUCUGGCUUAGAAGACUAGGGAGGUUUAUGUGUGUCCUCUGUGAACUAUGACAGUCUGGACUAGAAUGGUUACUGACUGUUUGCUGGGCAUGGGUUGUCAUCAUGUCCCAAACAUAAAUACACGUUAUGUGUCUGAGCACCUGAAAUGGGUGGAUGCAAGCCAAGGCAUUCUGGAGGGAUCUUAGCCUAUGUUCAGUUUACAGGCUUACUUCAUUAGUGCCUUGGAAAUAUUGACCACUAUUCUCAUUUUGAUUUUGAUCCUUACUUUACCUGUCGCAAGACAUGUACUAUAUCAUAAAAACAUAUUUUUUAAUCCUCUGUAUCAGAGAUUAAUUGCCAGUUUAUAGUGAUUGCCAUGCAUGCAUUUAAAUUACUUGAAAUAUUUUUUGGCACAUGAAGGACAUUACUUUAAGGGACAGGGAAUUACUACAAACACAGCCUUCCUGAAGCAGCAGAUAAAAGCAGGUCUAUUGUCAUGACGGAAGUAUUUAUUGCAUAGCCACUGUUGAUUGUUUUGAUUGUAGACAGAGUGAAGGCAGCAGGUUUCAAUGGGUCUGCUCCUUGCCAAAUGUGCAGUGAUUGUUUUUCUGCUUUCAACAAAUGUCCAUUAAUGUCCAUGUUAAUACCCGUUAGGAAAUUUUGGCAAUGUACUUUUGUUCUAAUGCCUUCAAAGGAAUGUGUUUUAAUGUCCAGUACACUUUAGAUGACUUGGGCUGAUAGCUGUACGCCAGCCACUGUCUGGCCAUAAGGCAUUUACUGUAAACACUACAUCAAAAAACAAGUCUUCCACUGAUGUUCAAGUCCAAUAUUACAAUGCUGUAUAUUUAUGAUAUUAUUAUUUAUUUAUUUGUUUGUGUGUUGUUUAGGAAUUUGUGUAUCAAAAUGCUGGACUGUGCUUUUGUUUUAUGAACUGUUGUUAUCUCUAGAAGGACAAUUCACCCUCAAUAGUCUAUUUAGCAGUCAAGGACACUAUAGGAAGUUGAAAGAAAUGUUUACUCAUAAAAUGUGUUGUUAUCUACUGUACAAAACUCUGAAAUUAUUUAUUUAACUUAUUUGUGGGAUAUAUUUAUAUAUUUGUGUUGUGUGAGUUUACCACUUUUAAAAUGU
This is a messenger RNA of Coregonus sp. 'balchen', 3875 nucleotides long. The record is from the annotation of a GenBank genome assembly. Lineage: Eukaryota; Metazoa; Chordata; Actinopteri; Salmoniformes; Salmonidae.